AUGCGCCCAAAUCUCUCACUAGUGGCUAACAUAGAUCUUCAGACCGAUCCUUCCGGGUCCUAUCAGCAAUUUCAAGUCCGACAGUUUGACGACGAGGUCGAUCGGUUACUGCAGGAGGAUCUCUCCGUGUACCGCGACCAAGCAGUUAAGCAGCUGCUUCACGAAGGCGUGAACGUAAGCGCCGCUCUAGAUUCUGAUUGUAGUAGUAGAUUUGAUGAUGAUUUAAGCCGCAGCAGAAGUAUAAUUAAUACCCUGACAGACUCUGCUGCGGAGACCAACGACGGGGCACACGUUUAUUUGGACUUCCUGACUGACGAUCAGGAGCAAGGACUUGAUGAAGCCUAUCAGUACAACAGCGCGGCGGCAGAGGAAAAGCUACUGAGUGCCGGUAUGCCCAAAAACAGGAAUAGAAUAAUAGAUGCUCUGUAUGCAUCAGGUCCUGAUGUUGACCUUGGCAAGACUGAAUCGGACAACUCACUAGGCGCAAUAGAACGCAUAUACAAUUAUGCUCAUGCACUUAAACUAAUUUGUCAGAAGCUCCGAGAUAAGAAUAGAGCGUUAGAGCGUCAACUACACGAUGCGCAUCAGUACAUCACGCAGCUAAAAACAGAAAUAGAGUCUUUCAAGGGGUCUUCUGGCAGCGAAACCACAUUUGCACAUAGCAGCCACCCGGGAGCGCCUCCCGCGCCUCCUGAUGCAUCACAGUUCUAUAGAGAUAGCUAUAAUUCUCUUCUAGAAAAGCAUAAGCAAUUAGCAGCCGAUUUUGAGGCCCUCCGUGCAGUUGCCGAUGUUACGCAAGAAUCUGCAGGCACACCAAGCACUUGCAGAGGCCAAGGAUCCUCUGGCCUUUUAGGUCCACGAAUAUCUAAACCUAGUUCAGUAAUCUCCUCAAUAGACCACCAGCCAAGUCAACUUUUCAGAUCAGAGGCCCCCAAUCUUCCAGAGAGAAUUCCCUCUCACUCAUCAGCAAGCAUCUCUGGGAGCGGAGGGGUGACAGACCUUCUUGCUACUGAAAGAGUGCUCUCCUCAGCGAACUCGCCACUCACCACAUGUUCUCCUGCCGAGGUGGCCAAGUGUGACUACAAGCAAGUCGUAAGAAACGAGAUUGAGAUUGCACGGCUAAAGUUAAAGAUUAAGACACUAACAGAUGAGCAUGACAUCACCCUGGGUGUAUACAAGGACAAGCUUUCCCAGGCAAAUAAGAAGAACCAGACCCUGUCCGAAAAUGUCACAGCCCUGACCGAGACCUGUGCCCAGUAUGAGAAGAGGCUGGGGAACGUCAAGGAAAUAAUGAAAGAAAUGGACAGUGUCAAGUCCAACUUCAAUGAUCUGCUUUCGGACUAUAACCAAAAAUGUACACAAUGUGAUCUGCUGGCAAAGGAGUCUGAAGGCCUUCGUGUUAGCCUCCAACACGCACUCUCUGAGGGUGAGAAGUCCCGCCAGGAAUGCAUUCGGCUAUCUCAGGGAGAGACAGAGCAGAGUCUCGUCAUUGAGGAUAAGGCCAAGCAGGUCAAGGAGUUGGAAGAGCAGCUCCAGCUAGCUCACAAAGAGCUAGACGAGAACGCCUCGAAGAUCGAGCAGUUGAACACCAUGACACUGACGUUGCAGCAGCAAAUACGCGAGCACAGCCAUCAAGCAAAACAAGCGGCAAAUCUUCAUGCCAUAGAAGUGACCAAUCUUCUUAAAUCUAUAGAGCAACUUUCAACUGAUGUAGAACAUAGAAACUUGUUUAUUUACAACAUGCUUAUCCUGAGCACCGAAGCAGUUCACUACACCAAAAAGGUCGUGGCACAGGGGACCAGCAGCAGCUUCUUGCUAGAACCUAUAGAUAUCGGUGUCCUUCUCUCCAAAAGAUUCAAUAUGUCUCCACACGCCUUCAACCCAUCCAUCCUCUUCAACAUUGAAUCAGGAGGCGCCGCUCAGCAGACAUCGCGUGUUAAGCGGCUAAACAACGGGUAUAUGAUACCUCCUAUUUCGGAUGCAAUAUUAAACAUAUUCACAGAAAUGAUAGCCGCCCUGGGAAGCUAUGGUGGCGGAGAAGGUGCAACCAAUCUUAACUCCCGGGCCCAAUCAGAGAUUCAGCGAGUUAGAAAAGACUGUGACGAUAGGCUACGUGUCCUCAUGACCGAGCUGAACGAGGCCAAGCGCUUUGUUGCAGAGUCUGCCGGCAGAGAGCAGGGCCUCAGUGUUGCCCUCGGAAAGGUCAAAGCAAUGUAUAGAUCCGCUAACGAACAGCUUGUUGAGGCCCAGCGAAGAGCAGAAGAAGCGGCAUACAGAGUCGAUGAACUCAAUAAGCUUAGAGCAGCAGAGCAGCAAGCAUUCACUACAAAACUAAAGAAGGUAUUAGAAAAUUGCAGGGAGUAA
Giardia duodenalis is the source of this 2364-nucleotide messenger RNA. RefSeq lists its product as uncharacterized. Bases 1 to 2364 code for a protein of 787 amino acids. The record is from RefSeq and is a predicted model, not a curated record. NCBI's taxonomy places the organism in Eukaryota, Fornicata, Diplomonadida, Hexamitidae. The transcript has a single exon.